Jaminaea rosea is the source of this 5011-nucleotide messenger RNA. RefSeq lists its product as hypothetical. Bases 73 to 4914 code for a protein of 1613 amino acids. Gene Ontology annotation, biological process: nuclear migration involved in conjugation with cellular fusion; establishment of mitotic spindle orientation. The record is from RefSeq and is a predicted model, not a curated record. Gene Ontology annotation, cellular component: spindle; spindle pole body; microtubule associated complex. Lineage: Eukaryota; Fungi; Basidiomycota; Exobasidiomycetes; Microstromatales. The transcript has a single exon.
CUUCUCCAACCAACACUUCUGACACAACCCAACCCAUCUCAUACAAUCGCGGAUCGCGGCUCCCUCGCCGUCAUGUCGCAGCCCAUUCGACUUCACUCGCGUGUCGUCGUCGUCAAGGUAGGGCUGGGCACUGUCCUCUUUGUCGGACAAACGUCCUUUGCGCCUGGGCUGUGGGUCGGCGUCGUCCUCGAUCCUGACGUCGUGGGAGGCAAGAACGAUGGCAGCGUUCAGGGCAAGCGCUACUUUGAUGCGGAUCCAGGCCAGGGCAUCUUCGUACGCAGCAGUCAGAUUGAGGUGUUAGAAGACGAGCCGGAGGAGGAGUACAACAGCGGCGACGAUAUCCUCAUGGACGAUGAGCCGAUGAUGCAGACGCCGCGAACGACGACGAUGAGGAUGCCGCCUCCAGCUUCCACUUCAAGGUCAUCUUCCUCCCUCUCUCAAACGACUGUCCCGAGAGCAGGGCUUCGAGCUCCAGCCAGCCGCACCACAAGUCCAGACAAGCCGUCAGCUGGUGCGCCGCGAACAGUUCCAAGGCCUAGCCUAGCCUCGCGAACCUCUGCAGUCUCGUCGACAUCGGCCACGAGCUCCGCAGCUUCCUCUCGCAGACCAUCAGCUACGCCGUCUACGAGUGGCCGCAUCUCAGCAGCAUCUCCGAGCAAGCCUGCGUCAUUGGCCACGCCUGCAAGGCCAGGGAUGUCUCGUGCCGGGACCAGCGUCAGCGCUACGUCAGGUAGAGUGUCAGCCUCAUCUUCGUCAGCAGCAUCGACGCGUCCACCCAGCUCAGCAGCGGCUCUCUCACGCACAGCAAGUCCCAGCAAGGCUACAGCGCGAGGUGUCAGACCAGCUAGCGGCAUCACAGGCGCACUGACCUCAGCUCGUCCCACGGCCGAAGAUGCUCAGAGCACAGCCGCUCGUACCGGGCUGCGGCCUGUAGCCAAGGCGCGGCCUAGCAUGGCUGCUCCGUCAGCGUCCGCUGCUACGCCAAAGCGCACCAUACCACGUCCUGGUGCGGCUAUCACUGGACCGUCAAAGCCUGCCGCGCCUGCAGCCGCUACCAUUACUACACCGAGACGGCUCAGCACUGCUGGCAGCCACAAGGACCAGCAAGAGGAUUCGUCGUCUGACCCAAACGUGACCAGCCCGAGUGCAGACGCUCGUCAACGACUCGACGCUGCUCGCUCCCGCGUAGAAGCCGCGAGGAAACAGCACACGCAACCGCAGACGACGUCAGCAAGAGACAGGCCAUCUCAGGAGACGUCGGAUCCGAUCUCAUUUGCGGGCGAUGAGGACGGCGAUGAUCUCGUCAACAUGUCACUCGAAGGAGGGCAAGAGGAAGCUCUCAACCCCGCACACGUUGUACGCUCACCGCCGAUCAGUCAAGGUCCGCCGGGUAUGUCGAACGUAGAGGCCCAAGCUCUGAAGCGCGAAGUCGAGGAGCUCCGUGUCAGGAAUCGCCUCAACGAGAAGCGCAGAGAAGAAGAGCGCGCCCGCGUCAAGGAGCUCGAAAAGUGGAAGGAAGAGGUGACAGAGAAGCUGAGAUCGGCGGAUACGGCUACAGAGAAGGCGCAGAGCCUCUCCACGCAGCUGCUGGCAAUUCAGACGACGGAAAAGGAGCUCUCGAUGGAGAAAAGUGACCUCGAGGCUCGCGUCGAAGACCUGACUGAGCAGCUCGAAAUGGCUGCGCUAGACCGCGAAGUGGCAGAAGAGAAGGCAGAAGCAGCCAUCACCGAGUUGGAUUCGCUCAAGCAGAUUCAGGAGGAGCUCACCCUCGAGGUCGAGGUGCUUCGCGAAGAGAACGCAGCCUACGAGCACGGCCCUGUCGAUGAAGAGGAGCGAUCCUCCGUUGGCUGGCUGCAGAUGGAGAAGCAAAAUGAGCGUCUCAAGGAGGCUCUCAUUCGACUGCGCGACGUCACGUCGGAGUCGGACCACGAUCAAAAGCGCAAGAUCUCCGACCUGGAGAAGGAGCUUUCUGCGCUUGCUGACCUGCAAGACUCGCGCGACUCCCUUGCCGCCAAGCUGGAAGCCAGUGAGGCGCAGCUUGAGGACGUGAAAGUGCAACUCGACGAUGCCUUAGGAGCUGAAGAGAUGUUGGAGCAGCUGACAGAGCGCAAUCUCUUCCUUGGGGAGCGCCUGAACGAGAUGGCGGCAACAAUUGAAGAGCUCGAGUCACUCAAGGAGCUGAACGAGGAGCUGGACGAGGUACACGUCGAGACAGAGAAGCAGCUUCAAGAGGAGGUCGACCUGAAGGACAUGGCUCUGCGGGAGCGCGAUGCCCGUGUGGAAGCUCUAGAGACGAAUGCGAACGAGUACGAGGCCACAUUUGCCCAAUUCAGGGAGCUCGUUCUCAACCUACAGAGCGACGUCGAGGCCCUGCGUGCCGAGAGGGAUGGGCUGGUCGAGGAGGGCCAGAACGCCAAUUUGAACAGCCAGAGUCGCGAGAUGCUCAACCUCAAUCUCAAGCUGCAGUCCUCUGCGCUCAAGUCACAGGCGAGGACUAUUGAGGCCGAGCUAGCUAGGAUGAGGGCCGACCAGGCUUCCACGCAGUUGGAGAUGACGCAGCCGUACCUGCCACAAGCAUUCGCGCAGGAAGGCGAUCGCGACGCUGUUGCAAGCCUACUGUUCUUCAAGCGCAUGUCGACAAAGGCGGAACUAAUCAAGUCUGUCGUCGAGAAUACGCACGAGAUCUCCCAGGCAAUCGGGUCGCUCGCCCAGGACGACAGUGGAGCAGAUCAGCAGCAGCAGCACCUUUCUGCGUCGACAUCGACUACCACGGGCGGUACCAGCAGCACUCGCUCCGAGCAUCUGGUCAACAUCUGUCAACUUCGCCACUCCCUCGCCCACUUCAGCGCCGUCUGCUCCUCCGUGGUCGCGAUGCUUCGUCUCGCGCCUCCGGGUACCUUCCUUAGAUGCGGGCGCACGUUCAAGGAGAUGCAGGCCGUCGUUGAACCGCGCGUCGAUGCCUUUGUGGAGGCGUUGCGCAAGGAAGAACUCAAGGAGGCCGACUGCGGUGCUGAGUUCAAGCGCUUUGUGAGGCAAUUUGAAGAGAUGAGCUUCGCACUCAUGAUGGCGCAGGAGGAGGAGAUUGGGCAGCUCGUUCAACAGCAGCAGCAACAGCUCCAGGAUGGCACCAUGCCGGCAACGCCGCCGCAGUCGUUACCCUCGGGCGAAGGCGACUUGGCUGCAAAGGAAGUGGGAAGCGCAACUCUGCUCGACCUCGACCUCGAUACGCUCUGUGCUUCCCUCUCCAGUGCCCGGCACACGGUGCUGCAAGCCCAAGCCGCCGAGGGGGCCAUCGAGUGGCAACUGCAGGGCGAGACAAUGGAGCAGCGCUACUUCGUCCCUCUGCACCAGAUCGUCAACGAUGUCCGUGCGGCGAAGGUGCUGGCGCGUAAGCUCUUGCGCAGGCUGUCCAGUCUUGCAGACAACGACGAGGCCGUAUCCAUGGACGCCAUAGGAGAGCUUCCUCUGCUUGGCAGGCUGAGCUCCAGACUCGUCGCCUUUGCGACGACCUUGAGCUCUGGCAUGACCGCGUACGUCGAUGAAGUGCGAAAUGCUUCUUCGCCCUUCACUCUGCAAGGCUUCACUGAAGUCGUCAGGCAAGCAACAGGCGAGCUACGUCUCGACGAUGGUUCAGCGCCGUACACAUCACCCACGACCACAGUAGACGACGCUGCCUCUUCGCCCGCAUCCUCAGACCUCUGGCGCGAAGCCCUCUCGGCAACCUCACACCUCACGACAACAAUACAAGCGCUCAUGGCCUCGGCGGUGGACCAGUCGCACGUAAUCAAACUCUCUGGUCCGCACCCUUGGCACCCUCGUUCCCACCAGAUCCAUCUGCUCGCAAAGCACGAUCCGGCCAUGGAGUCCCAGAUGGCCAAGCUCGGCGAAGAUCUGCGUGAUCUCUACCAGCAGAUCAAAGCGCGCGAUGCUGCUCUGGCAGAGGGUCAGAUCAAGAUGGAGAGGUUGCAUAGACAGGUGGCGAAGAGCAAAGGAGAAGGGGACGCCCUUGAGGAGGUGAAGGCGGGACUUGGCGAGGCGAGACGAGAGGCCAAGGCAUACCAGGACGCGAACGAGAGCUUGCAGGCUGAGCUUGAGGCGCUCGAGAAGGCGAACGAGGAGCUGAAGAGUAAAGCAGCCGCAAGCAUCGCAGCGACGGGUGCAGCUGGUUCUGCAGGGCAAGUGGCCGCUGAAGCAGGGUCUGGCGUAACGCCGACCUCGUCCACCUUGGCGACGUCCGGCGCCCUUGCCGGCCUCCAGCCCGCAGCCAACUUGGACACGCACCAUCUUAUCGACCAAUUGGACGCCACACGUUGCUCACUGCGCUACCUUCGCGAGGAGAAUGCACUGCUUCGCUCCAAGGGGUAUCAGGCUCAGCUGGACUCGCUUGCCCCGCUACCAACUCUGCGAGUACGACCACGAGACGACGAAACAGGCAAGGUCGAUGAGCAGGAAGCGGCCGGAGGAGCUGGUCUGCCACGCAAAGCACGCCCUGACGCUCCCCGCGAUGAGGAGUUGCGCUCGGUGCGUAGCGAAGCGAGGAGUCUCUAUGGCGCCCUGCUGCACUUCGCGGCCACGCCUAGGCUGGUCAAGCUCGCUGAUGGUGGCGCGAAUUCUUCAGCUGACGUCAAGGCGGAGGGAGACGGCGACGAGAAGAGCGAGAUCCCCACCGCAGCAGUGUCUGCUGCUCGCCAGCGCCCUCGCGCUACGGUCGGAUGGCAGCGCCAAGCUGACCAGCCUGCCUGGCAGUACGAGGCGCAGAAGGCCGUCGCUGCUGAGCUUGGCUUGCGCUUCGAGAAGUUGAUGGAGAGAAGAAGCGGUGCAGGAGUGAGCAAGAGCCCCGCCGGCAGUCGUCAAGCGAUGACAUUGCCGAAGAUGCCCCGCCUUGCUGUCGUCGUGGGAGGGGAGGGGCGAUGAGGCGAUGAGUGAGCGACACUGCUGUGCUUUGGCUGCUCCUCUGCCCUGUUUCCCUUAUAAUGAACUAGUAGAUCAAUCGAUAUACCAUUUUCACGAG